Closterium sp. Naga37s-1 is the source of this 1011-nucleotide messenger RNA. The record is from the annotation of a GenBank genome assembly. NCBI's taxonomy places the organism in Eukaryota, Viridiplantae, Streptophyta, Zygnematophyceae, Desmidiales, Closteriaceae.
AUGGCCGUGGCAACGCAGAUGCCGCCGUACGACAUGGGGUGCGACGGCGCUCCUCUACGCAAGGCCUUCAGCACUCCCAAGCCCAACCGUGUCUCCCGUUCACCGAGUCCCGUCCCCCAGAAGUCGGUGCUGCAGGCGCCAGCGCGGCCGGCUCAGCCACAGCAACCCGUGCUCUAUUCGCAAUCCUCCUUUGGUCGACAGCAGCAGCCGUCCCUCUACGUUCCGUUCCAGCAGUCUGGUGCCGCUGCGCCAUACAAAGUCGAUGGUAUGGCCGAGUUGACCUCUGCUGCCUCCGCUCCUCCCGCCGUGGCUCCCGGCGGCCUUCCGUCACCCAAGUCGGUGUUCGCUAAUUACCCGGGCUCGCCGCAGCGCGCCGGGGCCGAAAGCCUCUUCAAGCCGGUCGCACCCGCCGGAGAACUCGCCCGGCCCGGUUCUCCCGCCGCAACUGGCGAAGCCACAACCACACAGCUCAAGCCGUUUGGGGGAAACUCGCUGUUCAAAGCGGCGGAGGUGGGCAACAUGGUGAUGCAGCAGCAGACGGCGAUGCAGGUGGCGCAGAUGACGCAGCAGAUGAACCACAUGCUGGCGGAGAUCACCGCUCUCCGCUCAACCGUGGCGGAGCUGCAGGUGCAGGUGCAGUGCGCCAAGGCGCAGGCGCAGUCGCAGGCGGUGGCGCAGAGCGAGGCGCGCGGGGCGCUGAAGGAGAGCGCGCAGCAGGUGAAGGACGCGCUGCAGGAGGGGCUGCUGGACGUCAAGGAGCUCAUCUCCUUCAAGGACGCGCAGCAGAAGGCGCGGCUAUUCAACUCGUUCAGCACGCGCGACCGCGACCCCAUGGAGCGGGUGCCUAACGACGCCGGCGAGCUGCCGGUUAGGUUCCCGGCUACCCGGAAGGAACUGACGGCCAUGUCGCUGGACACGAUGCAGUACCUCUUCGAGUUCUACCAGCUUCCCAAAGAGCCGCAGGACACUCUCUACGACCGUCUGAUGAAGCACAUCGGCGUGCGUGUGUAG